This is a messenger RNA of Darwinula stevensoni, 180 nucleotides long. The record is from the annotation of a GenBank genome assembly. NCBI's taxonomy places the organism in Eukaryota, Metazoa, Arthropoda, Ostracoda, Podocopida, Darwinulidae.
AUGAAGGAUGAUGGGAAAACCUCGUUGACCCAGAAUGCGGUAUUCAGAGGAGCCAGAUCCUUGAAGCAGAUGCAAUUGAUGAGACUAGAGCCCUGCUGUCUGCAGUGCAGAAAUGCUGAGCUGAGAGCUGACAGUGUGGUGAUGGAGGGACCAAGGGAUGACAAGAUGGAGAUGCAAUGA